This is a messenger RNA of Rhagoletis zephyria (snowberry fruit fly), 1611 nucleotides long. It is a transcript of the gene bb8, whose product is annotated as big bubble 8. Gene Ontology annotation, cellular component: mitochondrion. Gene Ontology annotation, molecular function: L-glutamate dehydrogenase (NAD+) activity. Lineage: Eukaryota; Metazoa; Arthropoda; Insecta; Diptera; Tephritidae. The record is from RefSeq and is a predicted model, not a curated record. Gene Ontology annotation, biological process: L-glutamate catabolic process.
AUGCAUAUCAGUACGGCACGAAUAUUGGGAAAGUGUUUAAGAUCGCCGCUGUCGCAGAAAAUUCUCAGCUUGACUAAUACUCGCCAAAAGCAUGAGAUUCCGAAACAUUUGCAAAAGGUACCCAAGGAGAAAAAUCCAGGAUUUUCACAAAUGGUUGAAUACUAUUACCAUGCAGCCGCACAAAUUAUGGAACCAAUGAUGAUAAAGGAACUGGAAAAGUAUCCUUGGAUGAAGAAAGAGCAACGUGAAGAACGCGUCCGUGGUUUACUGAGAAUGAUUGGAUCAACUACCACAAUGUUGGAAGUUACUUUCCCCAUCAUCAGAGAUAAUGGUAGUUAUGAAUUAAUCACUGGCUAUCGGGCACAUCAUACCAGACAUCGACUACCGCUCAAGGGAGGCAUACGUUAUGCCAUGGACGUUGACUCCGAUGAAAUUCGAGCCUUAGCUUAUCUGAUGGCAUUCAAAACCGCUUGUGUGAAUGUGCCUUUUGGCGGUUCCAAGGGUGGGAUAAGAAUCGAUCCCAAAAAGUAUACUUCACAAGAAUUGCAGACGAUUACAAGACGCUUCACCAUGGAGCUAUUGAAACGCAAUAUGAUAGGGCCGGGUAUAGAUGUACCCGCACCUGAUGUCAAUACAAGUGAGCGAGAGAUGAGUUGGCUCGUGGAUCAAUACAUGAAGACAUUUGGUUACAAUGACCUCAAUGCAUUGGCUAUAACAACCGGUAAGCCAGUUGCAAUGGGGGGUAUAAAUGGCCGAACUGCGGCAACAGGACGCGGCCUGUUCAAGGCAGCUGAUUGUUUCAUUAUGGAUAAAGAUUGGAUGGAUCUAUUGGGAUGGAAAACUGGUUGGAAGGAUAAGACAGUGAUUGUACAGGGUUUUGGAAAUGUCGGAUCCUAUGCAUCUAUUUCUGUAGUGGAAGCUGGUGCGAAACUUAUAGGUGUACAAGAAAUCGAUGUGUCGCUUGUGAAUGAAAAAGGCAUCGAUCCCAAGGAUUUAAUGGAAUAUUAUAUAAAGAAUAAGAAAUCUAUCAAAGGCUACACGAAGGCGACGCAGAAAAGCGGCAGUCUGUUGGCUGAAAAAUGCGACAUACUGAUGCCGUGCGCAACACAAAAAGUGCUCACUGCUGACAAUGCUGGCAGUGUGCAGGCCAAAUUAAUUUUGGAAGGCGCCAAUGGGCCAUCGACACCUGCUGCUGACGAAAUACUACGCAAGAAGAAUGUUCUCAUCAUACCCGACAUGUAUUGCAAUGCUGGUGGCGUGACGGUGUCUUACUUUGAGUAUUUAAAGAAUAUAAAUCAUGUAUCCUAUGGCAAAAUGCAUGUGAAACGCGAUAAGCUUAUGAUCAAUGAAAUCUUCAACUCCUUGAACGGCGAUGGUAAAGAAGACGCUAAAUUCAAACCAAAUAAAAUGCUGGAGAAAAUCCGGGAUUGCACCAAAGAGGCGGAAAUUGUAGAUGCCGGGUUGCAAACUGUUAUGGAAUCUUCUGCUCAGGGCAUCAAAGAGGUGGCGCACGAGUUUGAGCUUUGCAAUGAUUUGCGAACGGCGGCUUUUAUUUAUUCAAUAUCGAAAAUUUUCCGAGCCUUAGAAGUGGCAGGUGUAACUCAGCAAUAG